UUUGGGUGCAAAAGUCGGUCUCCAAAUCACCAAUGCGCCAACUAAAUUACCAGAGCACAUUUGACGCCGGUCUCUUGCUAAUUGCUAUUUCCAUCCAUCGCUCUCUCCCACAUACGCAGAGAAUCUAAUGGAAUUCGGUUGAAUUUUUUUUUUCCUCUCUCUCUUUCUCUUUCUCUUUCUCUUUCUCGGCAACCAUUCAGAAUGUGAUAUUGGUCGGUGUGUUGAUUUGGUGUUAUGGAUAUUAGAUUCGUAUUGAUCUUUGUCAUUUGCUGCUGCCUCGAAGAAGGUGUCGUUAAGUGAUUUGUCGGUAAUGUUUGUAUUGUCUAGGGUUGCAAGCGCGUGAAAGUUUGGGUGAUUAUAUCUACGAAUUGGGGCUAGGGAUUGAAAGCGGAGAUUCCUAUUCAGAUCUAAGGAGAUUGGAUACGAGUUGUGGAUUUUAUUUUAUUUUUAUUUUUCGGCGAUUUAGGACUCUUUGAUGAUUCUGUGGGGCUUAAUUUCGACCCAUUGUUCAUUGGUUUGCCGCGUAUAAACGAUUUGUUUAUGAUGGAUCACAUUGUUGGCGGAAAGUUCGCGAUUAGAAGAAAGAUUGGAAGUGGAUCGUUUGGGGAGAUCUAUCUUGGUGUCAACAUACAGACGGGGGAAGAGGUUGCGAUCAAGUUGGAAUCUGUAAAGUCGAAGCAUCCUCAGCUACACUAUGAAUCAAAACUAUAUAUGCUUCUCCAAGGAGGAACUGGAAUUCCUAACCUAAAAUGGUUCGGUGCUGAGGGGGACUACAAUGUGAUGGUUAUUGAUCUUCUCGGUCCAAGUCUAGAAGACCUCUUUAACUAUUGUGAUCGAAAGUUCUCAUUGAAAACUGUACUUAUGCUUGCUGAUCAAUUGAUUAAUAGAAUUGAAUACAUGCAUUCAAGGGGAUUUCUUCACCGUGAUAUAAAGCCAGAUAAUUUUCUGAUGGGCUUGGGUCGUAAAGCAAACCAGGUUUUUGCCAUUGAUUUUGGUCUUGCCAAGAAAUAUAGAGAUCUUCAAACUCAUAAGCACAUACCGUACCGGGAGAACAAGAACCUCACUGGAACAGCACGGUAUGCUAGCAUGAAUACUCAUCUUGGUGUCGAGCAAAGCAGAAGGGAUGAUUUAGAAUCGCUUGGUUAUGUGUUCAUGUAUUUUUUAAGGGGAAGUCUCCCAUGGCAGGGGUUGAAAGCUGGCACAAAGAAGCAGAAGUAUGACAAGAUUAGUGAAAAGAAAAUGUUAACUCCAGCCGAGGUGCUAUGCAAGUUAUUUCCAACUGAAUUCGUCUCAUACUUCCAUUAUUGUCGUUCUUUGCGGUUUGAAGACAAACCAGAUUAUGCUUACUUGAAGAAGCUAUUUCGGGACCUUUUUAUUCGAGAAGGAUACCAAUUUGAUUAUGUGUUUGACUGGACUGUUUUGAAGUAUCCACAGAUUGGUGCAACUACUAAACCAAGACAACCUCUUGGAAGGCAUGCUCCAGCUCCCGGACCAUCAAUGGCGAAGGCAGAAAGACCAUCAGUAGGCCAAGAAAUUCAUGAUAGAUUUGCUGGCGCCGUGGAAGCAUUUGCUAGAAGAACUGGUUCGGGCUCUGCUCGUCAUGGUGAGCAUUCCAAGCACAAAACUCUAGAUGACGCACCAAUGCCAUCCAAACAAGCUACUCUCAACACAGGACGAACGCGUGCGUCGUCCUCUAAGAACGACAGCUUACCAAAGCGAGCUGUAGCUGCCGGCAGCACCCGCCUUUCAUCCUCGGGCGAACUCAGCGACCAGCAGCGAAGCCGAACGACCCGAUUUCUUUCAGGUGGCAGUAGUAGCCGCCCUGUGCAGCAGAGGCUUCACCAUUCUGGCGAAUCUAGAGCUUCCUCCCUCGCUCGAACAGCAGGUGGUCCCAAAGCCUCCCGUGAGGAUCCUCCUUACAGAAGCUUUGAACACCUAUCGCUUAGUGCUGAAAGGAAGAAGUAAAAAUAGAAUCAGCUUGAUGAGGAAGACGCAGCUGCAGCUGCUGCUGCUGCUAUAUGAGGGACUCUUUCAUUCUUUAAAUUUAUUUCUAUAUUUCUUUUGAAUUGUUAUAAUUUUAUGUUUUGGUUUUUCUCAUGAUCAGCCAAAGAGGGAAAAGAAAAAAAGAGUAUUGAUCAAUUAUUUUUAGCUGGUGAAUGUGGCAUCAUAUUAGCAGCAGAGCUCCCAUUUCUGCCUUUCCAAGGCUUUAUUUUUCUUGUAAUUCAUGAGGGACUCAAGCUUCUCUGUAUGAUUCCAUCCAUACCAUCCAUAUUUUAUAGCAUAUUUAAGCCCAGAAUGGAACAACAACUAUUGAUGAAUUUUAUGAAGAAUUGUGUCGAAUUUUAUGACUGUAAUAAUGUAAUAAAAUUUUGGUUUGAGCAAUUGUCAGACUGAACAUGGAAUGCCAAA
This is a messenger RNA of Phalaenopsis equestris, 2409 nucleotides long. Its product is annotated as casein kinase 1-like protein 10. Bases 541 to 1965 code for a protein of 474 amino acids. Gene Ontology annotation, cellular component: cytoplasm; nucleus. The transcript has 14 exons. Gene Ontology annotation, biological process: signal transduction; endocytosis; peptidyl-serine phosphorylation. Lineage: Eukaryota; Viridiplantae; Streptophyta; Magnoliopsida; Asparagales; Orchidaceae. Gene Ontology annotation, molecular function: ATP binding; protein serine/threonine kinase activity. The record is from RefSeq and is a predicted model, not a curated record.